Molecule: messenger RNA, 315 nt
Organism: Rasamsonia emersonii CBS 393.64
Lineage: Eukaryota; Fungi; Ascomycota; Eurotiomycetes; Eurotiales; Trichocomaceae
Exons: 3
Coding region: 1-315 (104 amino acids)
Source: RefSeq, a predicted model, not a curated record
AUGAGUCCACACAAGGACAAAAAUGCCAAUACCAACACCAAAUUCAAUGCCGUCUCCUCCACUCUGUUCAAGAUCGCUGCGUUGAUUAAUGCUAUAUCCAUUCCCUUCCACGAGAAAUACGGCCACGACCACAUCCACUCCGCGCUGGCCACCAUCGCCGAAACUCCAGACCUGCUCAUCGGCAAGUACGGCGCAUGGUACACAUGGCACUAUAUCGAUGCCAUGUUUGCUGUUGUUGGUAAACCCCCUUCCCACAAACAUACCCAUCUCUCCGGUUCUGACUUUUUUUUUUGGGCGUAUGUGCAGCAUGCCUAA